ACUUGUCAAGGUGGAGUGAGUCUGAGGUCAGUAGAUGAACAGAAGGUGAAAGAUCUCAAGAAAGGAUGAGGGAGAGAGUCGCUUGCAACUGGAGCCCAAGCAGCUGGCUGCUGGCACUGUCUCUGGCCUGGGUGUGGACCUGCCUGACCUUGGCUUCCUUGCAGCCUUCUACUGCCACAGUCCUCAUAAAGCAGGGCACGUGCGAGGUGAUUGCUGCUCACCGCUGUUGCAACCGGAACCGAAUUGAGGAGCGCUCCCAGACUGUCAAAUGCUCCUGUCUUUCUGGCCAGGUGGCUGGUACCACGCGGGCAAAACCCUCCUGUGUGGACGCCUCCAUCGUCCUGCAGAGAUGGUGGUGUCAGAUGGAGCCCUGUCUCCCAGGGGAGGAGUGUAAGGUGCUCCCGGACCUGUCAGGAUGGAGCUGCAGCAGUGGACACAAAGUCAAAACCACCAAGGUCACACGAUAGCACCGUGGGUCAUGACUUGGACAGGACAGGCUUUCUGGAGCCCUGGACUGAAGAGUGGCAACCAGUCAUCAACCAGUAAUAUGGGGAGUCCCUUACCUGGACAUGUGUCCUGUGCCAAAUGCAGCACCCAUCUUUCCAGGGCCAUAUCAGU
Molecule: messenger RNA, 618 nt
Organism: Castor canadensis (American beaver)
Lineage: Eukaryota; Metazoa; Chordata; Mammalia; Rodentia; Castoridae
Source: RefSeq, a predicted model, not a curated record